Molecule: messenger RNA, 1876 nt
Organism: Planococcus citri (citrus mealybug)
Lineage: Eukaryota; Metazoa; Arthropoda; Insecta; Hemiptera; Pseudococcidae
Exons: 2
Coding region: 72-1634 (520 amino acids)
Source: RefSeq, a predicted model, not a curated record
UGAACUGGUUAUUAACGUUUCAUUCGUGGUGAAUUAUUGUAUGUGUAGGUUGUGUUCUCAUUUCUGAAACAAUGUUAAAAACAGUUGUAAUUUUUUUAUUCAUUGUCGUCUGCGUCGAGUUUGAGUUGUCACAAAGUAGCCAUAUUGUAUCAAAGCAUCAACGGAGAAGACAAGCAUGGCCUCCCUCAGAAGAUGCUGGUUCAUCAUCAUCAAGUGGCAUGGAUUCUUCUCCAGGGGGUGGUGAAUUUGAGGGUAGUGGCUCAUCCAUGUCUGGUGAUGGUAAAUCUGACCAAAGUGCUUCAUCUUCCUCAAGUAGCAAUGAUUCAGAUGACAGCAAUUCAGACAACAGUGGUUCAUCUUCUUCAAGUGGAAGUGAUUCUGAUAGUAUGGGCUCAUCUUCUUUAUACCAAGGCAAAUCUGAUGACAGUGGUGAUUCAUCUUCUUCUAGUAGUAGUGGUUCAGACAACAGUGGUUCAUCUUCUUCAAGCAGUAGCAGUUCUGAUGGCAGUGGUUCAUCUUCUUCAGGCAGUAGCAGUUCUGAUGGCAGUGGCUCAUCUUCUUCAGGCAGUAGCAGUUCUGACAGCAGUGGUUCAUCCUCAAGCCAAGGAAAAUCUGAUGACAGCAGUGAUUCAUCUUCCUCCAGUAGUAAUGAUUCAGAUAACAGUGGUUCAUCUUCUUCAGGCAGUAGCAGUUCUGAUAGCAGUGGUUCAUCUUCUUCAGGCAGUGGCAGUUCUGAUAGCAGUGGUUCAUCUUCUUCAGGCAGUAGCAGCUCUGACAGCAGUGGUUCAUCUUCAAGUGGAAGUGAUUCUGAUAGUAUGGGUUCAUCUUCUUCAAGUCAAGGUAAAUCUGAUGACAGCAGCAGUUCUUCUUCCUCAAGUAGUAGUGAUUCAGACAACAGUGGUUCAUCUUCUUCAAGCAGUAGCAGUUCUGAUGGCAGUGGUUCAUCUUCUUCAGGCAGUAGCAGUUCUGACAGCAGUGGUUCAUCUUCAAGUCAAGGAAAAUCUGAUGACAGUAGUGAUUCAUCUUCAUCCAGUGGUAGUAGUUCUGAUGGCAGUGGUUCAUCUUCUUCAGGCAGUAUGAGUUCUGAUGGUAGUGGUUCAUCUUCUUCAAGUGGAAGUGAUUCUGGCAGCAUUGAAUAUCAAGGCAGACAAUCUGGUGGUGGUUAUAUCCCUGAUGAUGACACAUAUGGCCGUGAUCAGUACCCUCCUGUCUCAAACAACAAUUCUUCUGCAGGCGGAGGCCGUGUAAUACAACCAUGGGAAAUACCAUUCCUGUAUCCUUUUAGGAUGCAAAACGCAGUUGGGCUUAAUAUGUCCACACUAACACGAGUCAAUGAACCAGCACCUGCAUUUAUCUUACUCGGUGAUAAUGGUGACAUCACCAUAAAUAAUAAAGACAAUAUCUUUGAUGCUGGAUUCAAGAAUGGCGAUGUUACAGUGCGUACUUUCAAACACGGUCUCUACAUCAAUGAUAAAUUAGUUCCUUUGGAAAACUGGACCAUUGAUUUCCCCCUACUGUACUACCAGUCUGGAAAAAUCAAAUAUUUCCGUCUCGAUGUUUACAAAGAUGGUGCCCUGAGAUACAUAGAUAUUGGAGGAAGGUGGGCAACUGCCAGCAGUAAGGUGAAAUUAUAAAUCUGAAACUAAUAUUCAUUAAUGGAAGUGGAAGCUGCACUAUAAAAGAUCAUUUUUGAUUCACAGGAUUUUUCUAGUCUAGGUUCUUAUUAUGUAAUACCCUUUUUCAACUAGGCACCAAAGCACAUAUUGCUUCCUUGAUAGAAAUUUCUGAGUUACAGGUGCUAGAUUUAUUUUCUUCCUGAUUAGUUAGUAAGAUGUAUUUCACAGUUUUAUCAAUAAAAUAAAAUUUUUGCACUUAA